Messenger RNA from Hyaloperonospora brassicae, 2433 nucleotides. The record is from the annotation of a GenBank genome assembly. Lineage: Eukaryota; Oomycota; Peronosporomycetes; Peronosporales; Peronosporaceae.
AUGACGGCCAUCUUCGGGCAGGAGCUGAGCCCCGGCAUGGCGGCGCUCGUGUACAUCUUCCUCGUGCUCGCGCUGCUCGUGCUCUGCGGCUCCAUCUGGUACUACUGGAGCUACGCGCGCAAGAUCGAGCGGUUCCUCGCGCGCGACAACCAGAACAACAACAUGAUGCGCCACGACCUCGUCGACAGCUUUCUCCAGCGCGGUGAACAAGAGUGGCCGUGCUCGAUCUGCUUCCACGACAACCACCCGGACAAGACGAGCUGCGUGAUGUGCGGCACGCCGCGCAUUGUCACGGCGUCAUCGCCGUCGAGCUACUUGGCGCGCGCCUCGGGGCUGCACAAACAGGACUUUAGUCAGAGCAUGCUGAACCAGCAGUCGAGAGUGCGGAGCUUCCACGUCCGACGUCUCAAGCAGAUGGACCUGACGUCCAGACAGAAGGCAGCCGUGCGGCGGCACUUGUGGAAGCGGAAGAGAGGCAACGAUGGCGUCAUGCGCUGGGUGCGCAUUGAUGCGCAGGACGUCCACGACCUCGACGAGGGCGAGAAGCAGGGGAAGCUGAAAAACCUCCGGGACGGGGCCACGUACACUGGGCUCAGUACGCCCCACAAUGGCACGGCGAUAUUAGGUGAGGAAGAGUUCACCCGCACGUCCAACACGAGUCGCAUCUCGUCGACGUCGUCGCAGAGAGAAGACAAUGAGAACAUUGCACUAGCGCUGCGCGAUUUCGGGGUCCCCGAGGACGAGGGGCGUCACCCAGACAGCUCGUUCUUGUCGGCAAACAACGAGUUGGGGCGGCCGUCGUUCCAGCCGCUGCGUGCGACGGCACUGAAGCGUUUGGAAGAAGCAGAGGAGCGACCGACGAUGGUAUUUUACUCGCAACAGAAUCCGUUCAACCCGGCUAAUAACAGCGUGAAGCCGGUCAAGUGUCGAGGCAAUAACAAGAGCCAGCUUGGAUCAGUCUACCCUUUGGAUGGCGCUCACAACGCGCGUGGGUUGAAUCACAUUGACGAGAACAGGGAGGGUCUGAUCAGCGAGCGCUUGGUCCCUCAGAUUGGUGGACAAAAUGGAAUGGAUGAUCGUCGAUUUGCAGAUACGAACGAUACCGCCAUGUCCAGUGUGUCUACAGGCUACGUGCGAAAUGAAGACGGUGAGGGUGGCUACGAAUGGACCCCUGCUGGGACUGUGAUUGCUUUUGCAGGCACUAGUCGCCGGAUGGAAUGCGAGGAUGACCUUGAGGAGAUCGCUUCGCUGACUUUCCAGGACAAGAACCGUUGGUUCCUGGAGCAAGUACAGAAGCGCUGGCGGAGUUACGAAGAAGGUCACAUACAGUUUGUCGUACGACGGGAACAUGUUGUGAGCGACUCACUGGAGCAAAUGCUGAAGUGCCCGCCUAGUCGCUUUUGGGAGCGACUGCGCAUUUACUUCGAGAACGAGCCUGGCUUGGAUGCUGGCGGUUUGAUCCGUGAGUGGUACGAGAUUUUGAGCGAUUCGCUUUUCAACGACGAGUUUGGUCUAUUUAUUUCUACAAAGGGUGAGAACAUGGGCUACUGGAUUAACCCUGCCUCGGCUUCCAAGGUGCCCAACCACUUGGAGUAUUACGAAUUCAUUGGUCGUUUGCUUGCCAAGGCGUUGAUUGAAGGAUACAACAUGAAAAUGUCGCUUGCGCUGCCUCUGAUCAAGCAUAUUCUUGGCGUACCUAUUUCGUUCUCGGACCUUGAAUUUCUGGACGAGGACUUGUACAAGAAUGCAUUGUGGAUGAAACAAAACGAUGGUGCUGACCUGCUUGCAAUUGAUUUCACGGUGCAGGUGAUUACUUCUGAGGGUAAAUCUGAGACGGUGGAGCUGGUACCUGGCGGUGCCACCCGGGAUGUCACCGACGAAAACAAGAAGGAGUAUUUGGAGCUUUUGCUGAAGCACUAUAUGUUUGAGAGCAUUUCGGAGCAGCUAGGAGCAUUGCUGUUAGGUUUCUACGACGUCAUGCCGCAGUUUAUUAUCACAGUGUUUGAUUAUCAGGAGUUCGACCUUUUGCUAUCUGGUGUGCCGGAGCUGGACGUCAACGAUUGGCACGCGCACAGUGAGGUACGCUGGGUGAAGCUCGAGAAGCCCACUCCCGUCGAGCAUCGUGUGCUUAAGUGGUUCUGGGAGUGUAUGGCUGAAUUUACGAGCGAGGAGCGCGCACGAUUGCUGCAGUUUGCUACUGGCACUUCUCGUGUCCCCGUUCAGGGGUUCAAAGCGCUUACGAGCAGCGAUGGUCGUGUCCGGCGGUUCACUAUCCAGUUUGCACAGCGUGGGCCGCCGCCAACUGGCCUCAUGCCCAAGGGCCACACGUGCUUCAAUCGAAUCGAUCUACCGCUCUACCACACGAAGGCAGAAAUGAUUAAUUAUUUGACGCUUGUGAUGAACAUGGAGAUCUCAGGAUUUUGGAUGGAGUGA